Anguilla anguilla (European eel) is the source of this 3324-nucleotide messenger RNA. RefSeq names its product inhibitor of growth family, member 1 (gene ing1). NCBI's taxonomy places the organism in Eukaryota, Metazoa, Chordata, Actinopteri, Anguilliformes, Anguillidae. The transcript is spliced from 2 exons. The record is from RefSeq and is a predicted model, not a curated record. Gene Ontology annotation, biological process: positive regulation of DNA-templated transcription. The coding region runs from base 938 to 1783 and encodes 281 amino acids. Gene Ontology annotation, cellular component: nucleus.
UUCAAACGAUAUGAUGCUGUAACAAAAAUUGCAUUCUAGCUACUAUUUUACAAAGUAUUUCAGAUUAAAAUGAUCUAUCUUUGAAAGAGGCUUAUGAAGUUACAUGGCUAAUAUAUACAGAAAGCAAAAGUAAUGUUUUUCUUCGUUUCCAUAACGUGGCCGUACUAACCAGGUUAGCUUCGUAAGUUUUGCGAAAAACCUUGCUAGACGGCGAGCUAGUUUCGUGCAUUUCUCGGGAGCCGGUAAACUCCUUCGAUAACUAAAAAGCGUAUUCCGCGUUUAAACGUAGUGAUUGCUCUGGCCACAACGCAAUCUACCUAACUUACUGACACAUCGUACUACUACUCCAACAAAAAUGCCUUGAGUUACCGUUAGCUAUCUCGCAAAUUUAGUGUGAAUCAAAGGACUAAAAUCACUUGCCUCUGUUUGUCCUAAAUAUGCGGUUAGCUAAUGUCAAGGUAGAUAGUCUAAGUGACUUGCUCUUACCGUCCGAACUGCUUUACUGAACGGGCGCAGUUAGCAAGCAGGAUAAAUUGUGAGUUGUUCGCAUGCGCACAUCAUGCUAGGAUAAAUGUUUCCCAAGUGUUUGAACUGGUAACUCAUUUUCCACGUUGGAUCAAGUGCGGGGACCAGAAAAUCAGAUAUUGUUAUAUUCAACCAGACAUUGAGAGGUCGCUAACUCGGAUGAAUCUGCACACUUUGCUGUCAGUGUUAGACGCCUGAAUACUUCAGCUGUCUUUUUGGCGUCUGAGCGUUUUGUGACCGUUUAAGAGAGGACCCGUUAGCCACAAACUAGCUAGCUAGUGUUAGCCGCCACCGUGUUGUGUUUGCCUGACAUUCACUCUCCAACUAGCUGGCUAGCUUGAACAUAGAGUGGAGCCUGUAUCAAAUCUUUUUUGGAUAACAACUGACUUGAGGGUGAUCUGAAAAAGGGGAAAUGUUAAGCCCUGGCACUACCGGGGACUCACUCCACGUUACUAAUUAUGUGGAAGACUAUUUGGACUUGGUCGAAUCAUUGCCUUUCGACCUACAGAGAAAUGUGUCUCUUAUGAGGGAAAUCGACGCUAAAUAUCAAGAGGUCCUGAAGGAGCUGGAUGAGAUCUAUGAAAAGCACAAGAAGGAGUCCGACCCAGUCCAGAGGAAGCGGCUGACACACUGCCUCCAGAGGGCGCUGAUCCGAAGUCAGGAGCUCGGGGAUGAGAAGAUCCAGAUAGUAAGUCAGAUGGUGGAGCUGGUGGAAAACCGCAGCCGACAGGUGGAGGGUCACGUGGAGCUCUUUGAGUCGUGUCAGGAGCCGGCAGAGAUCGCCGUCACGCCGGGCAAGAUGGCCCAGGACAAGAGGAGGGAGGAGGCGGCCAGCUCGGUCGACAAGCCCGGCAGCAAGCGCUCCCGCCGACAGAAGAACAACGAGAACCGGGAGAACUCCAACAGCAACCUGGACCACAGUGACGAAAUCAGCGUCGGCACCCCCAAGGAGAAGAAGGCCAAGACAUCCAAGAAGAAGAAGCGGUCCAAGGCCAAGGCGGAAAGGGAGGCGUCGCCAGCGGACCUGCCCAUCGACCCGAACGAGCCCACCUACUGCCUGUGCGACCAGGUGUCCUACGGCGAGAUGAUAGGCUGUGACAACGACGAGUGCCCCAUCGAGUGGUUCCACUUCUCCUGCGUGGGACUCAACCACAAGCCGAAAGGGAAGUGGUACUGCCCGAAAUGCAGAGGGGAAAGCGAGAAAACCAUGGACAAAGCCCUGGAGAAGUCCAAAAAGGAGAGGGCUUACAACAGGUAGUUGCCUACCUGGUCACCUGGACCAGGCGCAUGACAAUGGCGUCACUGUUUUUGUUCUGUCCUUCCGUGUGCAAAAGGGCUGUUGUGACUGUCGAUGUUGGAGGCUGGGUAGCAGUGGCGGUGGAAACCGAAGUUUGACGAUCUGCCUUUGAAGAACGCAGGCUGUUUGGUAAACCGUGGGGAGCGGAGCCCUGCCGAUGAGGAAAAAGAGCAGCGUCAGCAGGUAGCAUGUCCCGAGUGCGCGAGGAGUCAAAAAGCCUAGGACUGCGGGGGUGAACGGCUUAACAAGACUUCCAACAAGCUGGAAUGUUCAUCUCCGCUAAGUGUGGGUACAUUAUCUUGAGCGAUUCUUGUGUUGCUGCAAAAAAGUAAAGUCUAUUCAAUAAGUGAAUAGCAUGGUGUUAAACCAUAAUGCAAGGCAGCAGUAAGUCUAUGGUUUUCCUGCCAUAUUGUAUUUUACAGUAUUGGGUGACACUACACUCAGUGUAUUUUCUAGCUGGUCACAAUGUGCCACAGUACAAAUGGAACUCCUCUAAGAGUGAAAGUGAGUAACACAAGAAGUGAAAUGCCUGAGAGCAGUAUCCAACAUUUAUCAAGACCAGAGUGCAUCAAAGAGCAGUUGGAAAAUGUUAUUUUAUUUUUUAGGAAAGAGUUAUUUUCUUUUUUUUUAAUGUUAAAUGAAAAGGUGACCAGUGAUGAUAAAAAAACCCAGUUGCUUUUUGCACAAAGAGCCUUGACCCAGUUGUAUGUUAGUCUUCCACUUGCUCGUGCUAUUUAUGGCAUAGAAUCCUGUGCUGUUUGUCUGUUGAGCUUCUCUCCCCAUGAUUCUUCAGUCUUUAAACGGCACUGCACACUUUCUGCGUUGUUUAGCAAAAAAAAAAAAUACAAAGCAAUAAUUUAACUGAUCCACUUCUCUUCUUUUCCCAGUUUGUGUGCAUUAGGCAUCACAGACAGUAAACCGUUCUCAUCACCGCUGUCAUCAGUAACUGUUACUGGCUUAAAAUAUUGCUGCAUUCCUGUCAUUUCAGUCCCAACACCAUCAAAGUUUUGUUACCCUAUCGUUGACGUCUGAAAUUUAGACUGGCGACAUGGAUACCCUGAAGCGGUUCCUUGUUAAGUAAGGCUCGCAGUGUGGGAUGUUUAAGACACCAAGUUAUUUAUUGCUGUGUGUUUUGAGUGAAUGUAAGAACAGGGCCUGCAGAAAUGUGGUUGGGUCAAGUGUUUUAAUAUGAAAACCAACAUUUAACUGGUCCUGAGUUUGGCAACUAAAACAUCUGAAGACGUGAGGCAGCAAUAGUUUUGUGUUGAAGUCAUUUGUAAAUAUUUUGGUAAAUGUUACUGUCCUUGCACAUUAUAUUACUUUAAAUGUGAAUAAUACUAUUUCUUUUGUCCCAUGUACAUCAGAAGACCCAAAACAUUUUGAAUGUAGAUAUUGGUACAUGUUAAAAUGUACUAUUGUAUUUGAAGGCCAAUAGGCAGCUUUGUGUAAUGAGCGCUUUAGUAUCUCACCAUGAAUAAAAAAAAAACUACUGAAAAACCUUU